GCUUAUAAUAGAUAUGUCAAUCCGCGAUUCGUUCCGUACGCAGGUCAAUGCCAAGCACACAGGUCCACACCAUGGGCGCCACCGCUUUGGCCACACCAUGACCAUCAGUACAAAAGCCCACUCUCACUUUAUCAGUGGAUGUGGAUGUGGACGAUGGGACACCUCGACGUUGGCACUAGACUAUAAAGCUUCCUCAUCGUUCUCUUUGCCUGCCAGUGACCCCGUGUAGUGUCAUUCGCGGUCAUCUAGAUCUCGACGAAUCCCUCGUGAUAUGCCCUUUUCAGAACCCGUCUCUACAAGCUUUCUCUCCAUUCCUUCCGUGUUUACACGUCUUCAACGCAGCAUUAAACUUCGAAUGCACGCACCCUCCGUUUCCGAAUUCUUCUUGCCGAGUCAUCUUACCCUGAAGCGCAGGAGCUCUCUUUCGUCCACCCGUACGCAAAAAUCGUCCUUCACUUCCAGGGCCACAAAGCGCAGGUCUUUACUUCCCUCGCUGAAGUUAUCUUCAUCCUCGUUAUCUUCCUGGUCUUCCCGGGACACGGAAUCCAGUCCAAAACCUGUGGGCUCUGAGUCAAGUGCCGAAUCAACCGCCUCCGAUAUUAUUGUGAUACCUGCGAGUCCUAUUUGCCCUUCGGUGCUCACAUUUGCUCCUCCACUCGGGCAAAAAAUUACUGAUCGGUUUUGGCCCGAAGAAGAUCUUGAACAGGAUGAUCAAGAUGAAAUAUCUGGAAAUGGCAGGCUCUCGUCGCCGAUGAUCGUGAAUGUGUUGUCACCUCCUCCAUAUCACCGACGUGCUCCAAAUGCCAUCGUGCAUCAGGAUCACAUGCUAUCUAGUGAUAAUUAUCCUUCGCAUUAUAGAAACCAGGACGACUCACGCCCUAUGCGGUUCCCGUUCUGAGCAUAAAUUUGUGAUUUAGAUAAAUGGUAUCUUACCUCGCGUUAAUCAAACCUAUCGUCUGCCCCUAGACUAAUUUGCAUAGUGUAUUCUUGCU
Messenger RNA from Suillus discolor, 992 nucleotides. RefSeq lists its product as uncharacterized. NCBI's taxonomy places the organism in Eukaryota, Fungi, Basidiomycota, Agaricomycetes, Boletales, Suillaceae. The transcript has 3 exons. The coding region runs from base 272 to 898 and encodes 208 amino acids. The record is from RefSeq and is a predicted model, not a curated record.